This is a messenger RNA of Microthlaspi erraticum, 408 nucleotides long. The record is from the annotation of a GenBank genome assembly. Lineage: Eukaryota; Viridiplantae; Streptophyta; Magnoliopsida; Brassicales; Brassicaceae.
AUGGGAUCGAUUCCUCCAGCUCAAUUGUGCGUUCGUCAGCAGGAUCAAUGCGAUAAUCCGUAUUUCCUUCAUAACUCGGAUCAUGCGGGAUUAGUGUUGGUCUCGGAUCGUCUCUCUUCUGGCGCUGAUUUCCACUCUUGGCGUCGUUCGAUUCGCAUGGCUCUGAACGUUUGCAACAAGCUCGGUUUCAUUGAUGGUACGGUUUCUCAACCUUCUCUUGAUCAUCCUGAUGCUGGUUCAUGGUCGCGUUGCAACGAUAUGGUCAUUACUUGGUUGAUAAAUUCGGUGUCCAAGAAAAUUGGCCAAAGUUUAUUGUAUAUGUCGACUGCUGAGGCUUUAUGGAAGAAUUUAGUCUCGCGUUUCAAACAGGAUGAUGCACCGAGGAUAUUUGAAAUCGAACAGAAUUAA